UCUCAGUCACCAACACCCUCUAGACCCAUCAGAUAAUCACCGGGGGGUAAUGCUGCGAUAUCCCAGCAAUAAGGCUGAAUCCGGGAACGCUGAGCUCUGAUAACUCCCUCAACCAGGUGGGGCUCUAGCAUUGAAGUGCCUAUAGAGUCCGUACUAUACGGAGCACGGCUAUCAUGGAGGAGUUGUGUACUGUGUAGCCUGUAUUUCUCCCUCUUGGCGUCGUUGUGGCCCCUCUCAAAGCCUCCAGGGUCCCACGCCCAAAUCAGCCUCGUGAUGCUUGUGCUCAGUCCAUAAGAGGGGGCAGGCGCCGGCGGCUGUUCCUGGCAGCUGUUGUUCCAGUGACGACUUCUCCAUCUUUAACGCGUUCGAGGGGCGUGGAAACAGGACAGUGGAAUGACCAUGCCAGUGUUGACGAUUAACGAGCAGAGUCUCACCUUCUGGGGAGACUCCGGGCUGUUAUCCCCAACUGCACGCACUUCCAUAUCGCCCCCCGCCUCCCCUACGUCCUCUCUUCAUGAUUCGGACGAAGAAGAAGCUGUUUCCUCCCAGAGCGAGGCUUUGGAAAGGUCCAAAAUAAAUGAUUCUCGAACUCGCCGCUCAUCGCCAAGUUCCAUCAGGGCCAGGUUGCCAGCAAAUGGCCCGUCCACCAUUCCGCCCAGCUAUACCAACAUCAAUCCUUAUAUCUACCGCAAUGCAACACACUCUUUCACGCACUCGUGGCCUACACAUCGCCUGAUUGCCUGCCCACGGUGCCAUCUGAACCACGGGGAGCCUCAUGCCGAUUCAUCGCCCUCUAGUAGAGACCUGACGUCGAAUGGGAACUGGCAUUCCCAUCGUGCCACGCUCAAAGCUUCUUCCACCGUGCCAUUCUCGAUUGCGAGGAUGAUACAGGCGUGAGACUCAUUUCUUCACCAUAUCGUUCAUUCGGUUCAAAAAAAUAUGACUUAGACGCCACUUUUCUUUGCUAUUCAACACCGCGAGUCGCCUUCAGUUCGCUUCUUCUUCUUUG
Molecule: messenger RNA, 1009 nt
Organism: Penicilliopsis zonata CBS 506.65
Lineage: Eukaryota; Fungi; Ascomycota; Eurotiomycetes; Eurotiales; Aspergillaceae
Exons: 3
Coding region: 394-897 (167 amino acids)
Source: RefSeq, a predicted model, not a curated record